This is a messenger RNA of Aspergillus fijiensis CBS 313.89, 1697 nucleotides long. RefSeq names its product glycosyltransferase family 32 protein. Lineage: Eukaryota; Fungi; Ascomycota; Eurotiomycetes; Eurotiales; Aspergillaceae. The transcript has a single exon. Gene Ontology annotation, cellular component: mannan polymerase complex. The record is from RefSeq and is a predicted model, not a curated record. Gene Ontology annotation, molecular function: alpha-1,6-mannosyltransferase activity. Bases 399 to 1595 code for a protein of 398 amino acids. Gene Ontology annotation, biological process: protein N-linked glycosylation.
UCUUCCAAGAUUAGUCUCCUCGCUGACAAUCUGCCCUGGUCGUGUGAAAACCACAUGUCUCGGAGCCAUUUCCCCUUCCAGGCCGCCGUCAGUAAGCCACCCGAGGCUUUUACCCCCAAGAACCUCCGAAUGGUUUGAAUACGAUCAUCCUGGGUCCAUCAGUGCUACGCCAAUCGAUUAGCUCCAUGGCUGGCUCAGUUGGGUCCCAUUGAGGACCCUAGCGCAGCUAAGAGAGCUUAGCGACUGCAAUUGACGCAUAUGAAGCAUUCUCGUCACCGUGCGGUUUCCCCUCAUAAACGUCCAGACCAUCAGCCCACGCCCUUUCUGCCCCCUGAGCACCACCACUUUUCACUCACUUCUCCUCGUUGCCUGUGUCUCUGCUCGUCUCGCUCGACAGAAUGCAGGCAAACACCCCUCUGUCUGGCGUCUUCCUGCCACGCCACCUCCGUCGAGUAGCCCCUGUUUUCUUCUCUGCCUUCGUGCUGGUCUUCUACCUCUCCCUCACCGGGACCUUUGGCGAGGUCAAUGGCAGCCUCUCCGGGCCCACCGCGCGCUAUAAGCAGUUUCCCCGGAAGAUCUGGCAAUCGUGGAAAGUCAACCCUCUGGCUUUCGAGCCACGAGAUCUCCUGGUUGCUCGAAGCUGGCCGGAGAAGAAUCCCCGCCAUCGGUACGAGGUGCUGACCGACGAGAAUGACCUCUACUAUGUCGAAACCCAUUAUGGGCCGGAAGGGUUGAACCGACCGGACAUUGUCGAAGUCUACCGGUCGCUGAACGCGCGCAUCAUCAAGGCCGAUCUUCUGCGAUACUUGAUUAUGUAUGUUGAUGGGGGAAUCUGGGCGGACAUUGACGUGGAAGCCCUCCGCCCGCUGGACCGAUUUAUCCCCGAGCGAUUUACUGAGGACGAGAUGGAUCUGGUCAUCGGGGUGGAGAUUGACGAGCCCGAGUUCAACGACCAUGCAAUCUUGGGCCAGAAAUCGCAGUCCUUCUGCCAAUGGACUUUCAUGAGCAAGCCCCGCCACCCGGUGAUGAUGCGGCUGGUUGACAACAUUCUGGCUUGGUUACAUGAGCUGUCGGUUCAGCAAGGUAAACCCAUCGGCGAGCUGGAGCUGGACUUUGACGACGUGAUCAGCGGCACGGGACCCUCCGCAUUCACCUCGGCCGUGCUGGCAGAGAUGAGCAUCCGACUAGGCCACGAAGUGAGCUGGAACACUUUCCACAAUAUCCCCGAAUCCAAGCUCGUGGGGGGGAUCCUGGUCCUGACCGUCGAGGCCUUCGCCGCCGGCCAGGGCCAUUCCGACUCGGGCAACCACAACGCCCGAACGGCCCUCGUCAAACAUCAUUAUCAUGCCUCCAACUGGCCCUCGAACCACCCUCGCUUCAGCCAUCCAGUGUACGGAGAGGUGGAGAAGUGCAAUUGGAACAAGGAGUGUGUGCGCGCGUGGGACGAGAACACCGCCGCCUUUGCCGCACUUCCGCCCGAUGAGCAGGAACGCCAGAUUGCCCUUAAGCAGGCCAACGAUGCGGCGGAGGCAGAAUUACAACUGAACCUCGGCAUGGACCUGGGGCUGGAUCUGGGAUUGAAUCUCGGUCAAUAACAUCAUGCGAAAAGGGCUUGAAAUGGAUUGCGGUGGCGUCUUGGCAUGUUGGCGUUUUGUUUGUAAUGGCUUGCUACAGAGUAGCUAAUGUAGCUUCAUGAA